CUCACAGCUGUUCACUAUAAGAGGCUCAGUGCGCCUGCGCGGGAAAGUAAACUUCCUUCUGGGAUCUCAUAAAAUGGGAAUAUGAGGAUUCGUUGGUGCUGCUGCAGGUCUUUGGGCCGUGUGCGGACACACUUCUUCAUCGCCUCUAUACUGUUGCUGCUUCUGGCCGGAGUCUCUCUGACCUUCUUAUUGCCUAAUAAUGAGGACCGCAGCAUUCUCCUCAAGCUCCGUCAGAGCUCCAACAACUCACUCACUCUACUGGACCCCGAGGAUAGUUUUACUAUAAUUAUGCAAACCUAUAACCGCACUGAUAUUCUCCUCAAGCUCCUCAACCAUUAUCAAGCUGUGCCUUACCUGCAGUGCAUCAUCAUAGUGUGGAACAACCCUAGCGAGUUGCCGCCCAGGAAACUGUGGGAUGCCCUCGGCCCACACCCUGUGCCCAUCAUCUUCAAAGAGCAGAGCGUCAACAGAAUGCGCAAUCGCCUGCAGCCGCACCCCGAGAUCAAGACUGAUGCUGUCUUGAUGCUAGACGAUGACACGUUGGUCAGUGUUCCUGAUAUCAGCUUUACAUUUUCUGUCUGGAAGCAAUUCUCCGAUCAGAUCGUGGGUUUUGUUCCUCGUAAGCAUGUGAGCACAGCAUCCGGAGUGUACAGCUACGGCAGCUUUGAGCUUCAGGAUCCAGACAAAGGUGGAGGCGACAGGUAUUCAAUGAUCCUAGUGGGUGCAGCGUUCUUCCAUCGGCGCUUCCUGCAGCUGUUCCAAGAGCAGCCAGGUGAAGUACACGCUCUGGUGGACCAAACGCAGAACUGUGACGACAUCGCCAUGAACUUUGCCGUGGCACGUCAACUCUCACAGGCGUCCGGACUCCAGCGGCCCUCUGGGGUGUUCGUGAAGCCCGUAGACAUGCGGAAUCUGGAGAAGGAAGCCAGCAGCGGGAUCCAGAUUUUCAUUGGAUUUACCAAGCGGCAACCCAACAGUACAACAAUUGUUUAAUGAAAGUUUGAAAUGAAUAUCACUAUAAACUACACCGGAUCUGCUAUAUAAAAUCAUUUAUUUAACAAUGGCUACAUGGAGAAACAAUGAAAGUAAAAGAAUAAACACCAGUAGAUGUGUGAUUUACUGUACACGACUGACUACUGCAAAAAGAACCAAAAUAAAACAUGCCAAGAAUGUCUUAUCAAAUGUGCCUUCCUGAGAUGGUCUUUGAUCAUGGUUUCUAAUUUAGUCUUGUUUUUAAAGUCAUUUUCACUUCUUUUUGAUAAGGAUGCAGGAAGGGUGACAAAAACUAUUGUGCUUAGAAGUGCCCAUAACAUUAAUGUCUGAUUCAAUUUACACAACUUUAUGAGCACUUCUAAGCAUAAUUGUUUUUGUCGCCCUUCCUGCAUCCUUAUCAAAAAGGGGUGAAAAUUGACUUAAACGAGACUAAACUAAAAGCCAUGAUCACAGACCAUAUCAGGAAGGCACAUGAGAGAUUUCUCAGGACGUUAGAGCUCAGUCAACACCUACUUAAUUAUACACAGCCAUUAUAGGCAAAAUGACGAGCAAACAUUAGAAAACUUUUUUUUUUUCUUUUGUAUUCAUGUAGUCCGUCCAGUUUCAGCAUAUUGGGUUUCUGAAAGCUUGUGGUAUUUCCACAAUAGCCAUUUAAAUCAAGACCUUCUGAAAUGGCUUUUGUUUGGCUGUUGUUUUGGAGCACAAGAUGCUCACUGUAUUACAUUCAACACCUAGAGUGUUGGAUCAGGAAUGAAGCUUCCCGAUGAAAUCGUGCUUGAUAGACUGAUAACAGAAACGGGAAGAGAAUUAACAAUGCCUGUAACAAUUAGCAGGUUGAAUGAAUCCAAAACUAUUGUUGCAUUGUUUGCAGAGAAAAAGGAAAAUUCAGCAUGCAUCAGCAAGUUUGAGGAAAGGAGUUUCCUUUUAUCUGUGCCAAAAUUUAAUCUGAACUUAGAUGAAACCAU
Sinocyclocheilus anshuiensis is the source of this 1958-nucleotide messenger RNA. It is a transcript of the gene extl2, whose product is annotated as exostosin-like glycosyltransferase 2. Gene Ontology annotation, molecular function: glycosyltransferase activity. The transcript is spliced from 6 exons. Gene Ontology annotation, cellular component: membrane. Lineage: Eukaryota; Metazoa; Chordata; Actinopteri; Cypriniformes; Cyprinidae. The record is from RefSeq and is a predicted model, not a curated record. The coding region runs from base 82 to 993 and encodes 303 amino acids.